Dioscorea cayenensis subsp. rotundata (Guinea yam) is the source of this 1248-nucleotide messenger RNA. RefSeq lists its product as uncharacterized. The transcript has a single exon. NCBI's taxonomy places the organism in Eukaryota, Viridiplantae, Streptophyta, Magnoliopsida, Dioscoreales, Dioscoreaceae. Bases 1 to 1248 code for a protein of 415 amino acids. The record is from RefSeq and is a predicted model, not a curated record.
AUGGUUAAGUCACGAUUGAGUCAAGAAUGCGAAGAUGGCGUCGAACAAUUCCUCAAUUUUGCAUUUGCCAACUCAAGUGAAGAUGAUAGGAUCAUUUGCCUUUGCAUAAAGUGUGUGAAUAUCCAUUGGCGAACACGUGAAACAGUGCUUGAGCAUUUAGUUUGUGAUGGCAUUCUACAAGGUUACACAUGUUGGUUUUUUCAUGGAGAGCGUGUACCGUCAUCUAUCCAUGAGCCAACAAACAUAUUUGCAGCUCCAUCAAGCUCCAAUCCUCACUUCCAAACUUCUCGUACAAGACCAGAUAGUUUGGAAGAAUUAUUGCGGGAUGCUUUCAACAUCCAUCAAGUUGAUAACAAGGGCCUACCAUCUAUUGCUGAUGAAUUCAACGUUGAGGUGAAUGAUGAAGGUGAAGCUCCUAUAGAAGUUGAUGAAUGGCCUUCUAAAGAAGCGGCAAAGUUUUACAAGUUGCUUGAAGAUAUGAAUGACAAACUUUAUGAGGGAUCGCAACAUUCUAGAUUGUAUUUUUGCAUUCGACUUUUCCAUUUGAAAUGCAUGUCCGGGAUGACUGCUAAAGGCCUUGACCACUUGAUUGAAUUUUUAAAAGAAUUUUUUCCCUCAGCGGCUAUUCUUGAAAGUAGUCGUGAGUCGAAGAAAGUUAUUAAGGAUUUAGGUCUUAGGUAUGAAAAAAUCUAUAGUUGUCCAAAUAAUUGCAUGCUAUAUUGGGAGCAUAAUGAAGGUCAGCAAUCUUGUCAAAUUUGUGGUCGUUCUCGAUGGGUGUCCACCGAUUCUGGUGAAUGUUUGAAUGAUGACAAUGAAGUGGUUCACAAGAGACCUGCGAAGGUUUUACGGUAUUUUCAAUUAAUACCACGAUUGCAGAGACUUUUCAUGUCGACUAAGACUUCUGCUGAUAUGAUUUGGCAUGCUAAUGGUCAGACCAAUGAUGGACUGUUACGACACCCUGCUAAUACUGAGGCAUGGAAAUCAUUUGAUGCAAGAUAUCUUGACUUCGCUUCUGAUCCUAGAAAUGUGAGGCUUGGUCUUUCUUCGGAUGGGUUUAACCCAUUCAAAUUAUUAAGUACUUCUUAUAGCACUUGGCCAGUGGUGUUGAUUCCUUAUAACUUGCCACCGUGGAUUGGGAUGAAACAAACUUCUUUUCUUUUGUCAAUGAUUAUUCCUGGAGACAAAGGGCCUGGAAAUAAUAUUGACAUAUACUUACAACUUCUUAUUAAAGAGUUAAAGCAAUUAUAG